Exaiptasia diaphana is the source of this 2858-nucleotide messenger RNA. RefSeq lists its product as uncharacterized. The transcript has 9 exons. Lineage: Eukaryota; Metazoa; Cnidaria; Anthozoa; Actiniaria; Aiptasiidae. The record is from RefSeq and is a predicted model, not a curated record. The coding region runs from base 20 to 2695 and encodes 891 amino acids.
CAAAUUAAAGUGGCAUAACAUGACCAUUAUGAAAUCUUCUCCAAACCAAACCGUGACAGCUGGAACAUCGUUAGUCGCUAUUGAAUGCAUCGUAUCUCUAGCCAUUUACAACUUCACUGCAUCUCCAUCGACCGUCACAUGGUACAAGGACAACGUGAGACUGACUGAGAUUGGAACGUCUUCAAAGUACAGCUAUAUCAACAACAAUACUACAAUGACCAUGAAACUGUUUAUUCACCGUCUUGAAAUAGACGAUUCCGGUGUUUACACAUGUAAACAUGAKACCGCAAACCAAACAUUAGUUUGUAAAGCAUUGUUACUAGUUAAACAAAAAGUUUCCCAGCCUUCCUGCAACAAAGAACUAAGUCCUAUUUUGCUUGCCAAUUCUGGAGAACAUAAGGAACUUCAGUGCCCAGACGAUGGUGAAGAGGAUGUUGUCUGUUUGUGGUACAAAAAUGCAAUCCCUAUCGCUCAUCUUAACAACUCCCACGUAUACGAAGACGAUGGGGAUCUAGUAUUUGACAAAAUAUCACUUCAAGACACGGGAUUAUAUCAAGUGAUGUUAAAAAAUGACGCAGGACAGUGCAUGAUAAGAUUUCCUACUUACGUCAGAGUAAAAGGGGUCAAAUCGAGUACAUCAGUUGUGCCAAGCUCUACGUCAUUCUGGAUGUCAAUUAAGUCGUCCAUCAUUUGCACGCCACACAUAGCAACACCGACAACUUCUGUUAUUUCUUGGCCAACAACCUCUCUUUCUUCUCCUCGCACCAUUGAUUCCACAACAGCACAUUCAUCACCCUCACGAACAUCCACAUCUACAUACCUCGCAACACCCAUACCUACAUCAUAUACCCCAACACCCAUACCUACAUCAUAUACCCCAACAACCAUACCUACAUCAUUAAUAUCAACACCCAUACCUACAUCAUUAAUAUCAACACCCAUACCUGCAUCAUAUACCCCAACACCCAUACCUACAUCACUAAUAUCAACACCCAUACCUACAUCAUUAAUAUCAACACCCAUACCUACAUCUACUUCAACAUAUCUCCAAACAUCCACAACUAGCCAGACAACUGACGAACCUGGAAUUGAGGGGACUACAGGARCAUCGGACCGAGUGACUAUUGAUACUACCCAGUCCGCUUCUAACAAGAAUCAAGAAAAUAAAUCAGAUGAUUUACUAAUGUGGAUUGCAUCUGGGAGUGGUGGUUUUGUUGUCUUGACAACUGUUGUGAUAGCAACGAUCUGCUGUUCAUGCAAAAGAAAAAGGCGGAGAAAAGGGAAAUUUGACAAAAAUGCUGACCUCUUUGAAGAGAUGGAAAUGACAUUUAAUAAAAGGUCAGGAAAACAAGCUGUAGAUCAUUCAGGUAUACAAGGCUCUCCUGCUAGAGGCGUGGAUACAAAGCDUCUCCUUAACGACGAUGAGUCCUUGUAUGCCCCUGUGUUGGCUCUUGACAAUGCUGCCCUAAACUUUGAAGACACUUUUCUGCUACAAAAUCCACUAGUAAAUCGCAACUCGGCACACAUGUAUGACGAACCAAUCAAUCAAUCGUACUUACAGCGAAAGCCGUAUAACAAGCCGUUACCCACGCUUCCCCGCGCCGAGGACUUACAAAAAAGACGUUCUUCAAGCCAUUCGUACCUUGAGCUUCUUGGUCCUAAUGAGAACCUGAACGUUCUUACAGACAAACCCAAAAGUGUUCCUGAAGAAAAUUUAUACGAUUGUGCAAGAGACGGAGUCUUGACUGAUACGUUACGUAGAAUAAAAAAUCAACAUCAACAACAACAACCUUUGUAUCAUGUCUUGGAGAAAACAGACAACACAUGCGCAAAUAGGGAGUCAACGCUGUACGCAAGCGCCGAGGACCUUCUACCGGAACCAGUCUAUCACGUGCUUGAGCCAUCACGACCUGAGAGUAUGUACCAGGCYCUUGUUGAGUACGCGCCCAAUCAUAUUGAACAACCAUUGGAUGAUUCAAUCUACCAACCACUUGACAAAAAGGCACGCAGCACCUCGGCACCAAGCUCUACUCUUCUUGCAAGCAAAAUGAAAUCAAAGCGAACGUCUUCGUCAGGUCACAUGAUGAAGAGUGAUGAGCAAUAUUCGCGAUCUUAUCCCGAGUAUAAAGAUGAUAAUGCCGGUUGUUAUGUCUAUAGUGAUGACUUGUAUCAACCGCUGAACAACACGGAACGCUGUCCACUUAACGUUAGUAAACCCAAGAACAGCACGCUUCCUUUUGCUUCGCAUGUAAGAAAGGGUUCCUUGCCUCUUGUAGAAGGAGAAGAGCCCACCCUACAUGCCAUUGAUGUCUCGCCUAGAGGAAGCCUGAAACAAAAUGAAAAACAGACGAAAAAACCUGGACAUAGACGUAACCUUAGCGACACACAUACAAUCGUAAAUAUCUCCAGACUGACACAACGACGUGCAUCAGCAGGAGACGGCCUGGGACUAGGAUGUAACGUGCCGUUCCCUGGACGAACAAAGCGUUUCCAUAGUGACGCAGGUCUUUGUCCAAUUGAUUUGAGUCUUCUACGUGUUAGCAUCGACUUUGAGUCCGAAAUGAAUCUUGGGAAACCUAGUAACGAUGCGUCUGAAAGGAAUUCUGGUGAAACGAUAUAUAUGCCACUGGUAAAAUCACGUGACUCUAAUGAAAACCAAGAACUAGUCAAUUCAGUUAACUCAGUGAAAACAUAGGUCUUGUACACUAGACGUAUCUAGACAUACCCCAACCAUUGAAGACAUAAGUGUCAUUUGUGCCUCACCAAAUAUAAUGAACUACGAAAUUUGGCUUUAAGAGAAGGSAUCACAUGCAUUAUAAUGUAAAUUACACACUCUCUGAGUACAAAUAAAACAUGAU